This is a messenger RNA of Cyanistes caeruleus (blue tit), 14505 nucleotides long. It is a transcript of the gene GASK1A, whose product is annotated as golgi associated kinase 1A. The record is from RefSeq and is a predicted model, not a curated record. NCBI's taxonomy places the organism in Eukaryota, Metazoa, Chordata, Aves, Passeriformes, Paridae. Gene Ontology annotation, cellular component: Golgi apparatus.
UUGUGAAAAAGAGACUUUUCAAAUGCCUGUUCCCCCCUUCCCAGCCUCUCCACUCCCCUCCUCACAGGGAGGUGGGUCUAGGAUGAGGCAAAGUUUGAAAACUCCCAGCUGAAGUUUGAAGGGUGUCCUCCCGCCCAGGGGGAAGCGGAGGCACCCGCUGGCGUGUGGUGACAGGAGCCCAGGAACCUCUGCAGCGCAGAGCUGGGCAGCAGGGACUGUGGACAGCCCGGAGGGGCACCCCUGGGUGACAGCCCCCGGCUGUGAUUAAUGGCCUGGGCAGAGGAAGAGGGCUGAUUAGUUCCUGGGCAUUUUUUUUUAAAUUGCUAUUUUAUUUUUUUGUGUGUGUUCUGUGUGGGUUCGUGGUGUCGUAUGGAAGUGCCACAGGCGGCCGGCACCCGAGUCAGGAGGUGACCGUGUGGUGUGUCGCGCACAGGAGGUGAAGCACAUGAGGAGGAGUGCAUCGGCUGCUGCUGCUGCGAGACAUGGUAGGAUUUAGAGGUUUCCUUGCUGAGCUGAUAGUGGGAAGCAACGCGGGGUUUGCCCCAUGGGAUGAGGUAUCCUGGAGGUCUCCAUCCUGGGGGCAGCUGGGAUGUGCGGGACACUCGGAGGGUCAGAGCAUGGUGAGGCGAGCGAGGCAGGGAACCGCUACAGCACUUUGCUGUCCUUAAAAGCAUUGGGGUGGACCGAGCAGAUUGUAAGAAUGCACUAGGGAUGGACAGAACAGAUUGUCAGGAUGCCCCUAAAGGCAGUGCCUGGGGCUGCCGUAGCUAAAGCACGGCUGUCAGCCAGGGAGGUGAUUACACUCCGUCCGCCAAAACCCACCUCUUUGAAGUGGCCAGGUGGCACUGCUUGAGGCAGGCGAACAGCUCGGGGUGUAGGCAGAGAAGUGCAGAUAGAGAUCACGAAGAGCCGCUUUGUGCUUUGUGUUUGGUGCUGACAAAGCACAGCAGUUUCAUCGAAAAGCCACAAAAUCGGCCAGUUUGGCAAGGGAAAACUUCACGUCCCUCCCAAGAAAUGUUGUGCAUCCCCAGCAUCAGAAGGUUUAUCCACAUCUGUUGCGUGUUCCAAACCUUAGGGUAGUGUUUCAAGUCAUCUAGUGCUCCAGUUUGAAAUAUCCCUUGGCAGACCCAUCUGAGCAAGCACACAGCAGCUGAGCUGGGAUGGUCCCCCCAUGCCCCAUUACCCCUGCCCCACUGGGGGACAGGGGGAUGUCAUGCCAGGGAGUUUGCACUGGGGCUGGGGGGCUCUGUCCCUGCUUCACCACCUCAGCCCUUGCCAAGCUUGUGUUGGGCAGGGAUUGCAAACCUGUGAUGGAUGAGCUGAGGAGAUGCCUGGUGCUGCUGCCAGAAACUGGUCAUUUGUGUCACUGAAGCAUUUUUAUGUCCUCGAGAGUGUGCUGAUGACUCAGAGCAUCUCUGGGGACAAUGCUGCUGUGCCAGCCUUCACUGCAGUGUGUGUGUUUGUGUAUGGGGGGCCCUAGUGUCAUGCUUUACAUUUUCCAUCCUACGGUUUGCAUAGGCUGCUUUGGGUUUCUUAAUUAAUGAACUUCAGCAACAGGAAAAAAUGAUGGGGUUCAUGUCAACUAUUUUGGGGUCGAAGAUAACUCCUCCCUGUCAAAGGGAAAAGCAAGGCAACUCUCCCCAUACCAACCUUUUGUCUGCAGUAACAUUUUUCUGUACAAGCAUUCACUAUGAAGCCUUUCAAAGCCUGUACAGCCUGAGCCAGGUACCUGGUGUGGUCUCCCAUGUGUGAGCGGGGUAUUCACUUUUUGCCGGGAUUUCCAUUUUGCUUUGGCAAGGGGAGGUCUGCUUCUGCAGUCCUUUCCCCUUUGUGAACUCCUGCAUUGACUGCUUUGAUUUUGCCCAUAAUCUGGGUUUGCUCUGGACACCUGCAGGCAGGGCAGUGGUGGUCAUGAGGAAUAAAUCCAGAAUCUGUCCCUAGCUGAUCACCUUGUUGCUUCAUUUGCAGCAGAACCCUAAACAAAGUGCUCAAGAUGAUUUUUGACUCCUUUCAAGGUGACCAGGAGGGUGACCCCUUGCAGAAAGCCAGAGGGAUGCCAGCUGUGAGCUCCACUGUUGGUAUGGAGAGCACGCUUGCAGUCGGCUUCUUGUUGGAUCUGGCUGCUGCACAUGCCCGACCUGCCGCAGCAGAGUGCUGGGGGAUGACUGCAUUACAGAAACAUCUUCUUUCUUCUGGCUUCACAAUCUGCCAGCGAGUAGUUUCCAGUUGCUGUUGUUUGCCUAGUAUGAGGCACUCUAAAUACGAGGGGCUGAUUGUGCUGUAUUAAUGCUCUGGCGUAGAUUCCAAAUGCCUCAAUUACCCCUUCCACUUCCAAUGCUCAGUAACUCAGUAACUCCAGUCCACCUGCAGCUACUUGCCUUGCCCUGAAGGAAAAGCCCCUUUUCUGUGAGCCUGGCUGCAUCCUUGUACCAUGUUUGCUCUGCUUGCUCACCCCAUGGAUUUUGCUGGGAGAAGAUGCAGGCUGGGGGGUGGCUGCUAGGAGGCUUUGCCCAGGAUGGGGUCUGUGGGACACAGGCAGCACUCAGAGCCAAGUGGCAAGCAGUUUUCUGCCCCUUUUUUUCUCUUUCAGAUGUAAUGGCUUAACAGGAAGAAAAUAGGGUUGCCUUUCUGCAGCUGAGGCCAGGGCUGGUAUGAACAAUUCUGUUUUGAAGAAAGCCCACAGGGCUGAAAGGCCCCGCUGUCCUCCUUCUCCCUCCCCUUUGGAAUCCCACGAAUGCACUUUUCUGCUCUCCAGGAAGGGAAAAACCUGACAGUCAGCUCAGGGAAACCCAACUGUCUGAUUUGGGCAACCUCCACUGAAACUCCAACAAGGGAAUCCAGUGCUACUCCUUGCCAACACCCCAAAGAGGGUUUUGUGAGCCCCCACUAGGCACCAAGCAAGCAUUCCUGUUCCCUGGUGCUGGUCCACCAGUUAGAAAUGAAAAUUGAAAAUAAAUGGAUCAAAAUACCUCCUCUCCAAAAUACAGAAAAAACAUGAUAAAAUAAAUAAAACUGAACCAAAUGCCAAAAUGUGUGAGAGAUUUAGCAGCAUUCCAGGCACUCACAAGCAGGAUUGGCAAACUCAUCAAGAGCAGGAGGAAAUAAAAUGUGAUUUUAUUGUAAUGUAUUCCUCCCCAUAUUAAAUACAGCCCAGAACACAUUGCAAGAGGGACGUGACUUUCUGGCACCUCUGCUCUUUGCGUCUGUCACGUGCAGAGGAGCUGCAGCAGCACAGCCCCUCUGGGGAUACCAAACCAGAGCUGGUGAACAGCCCAGAGGUGCAGCAAGAGAAGUUACAGGGGUGAGGGGACUUGUGAGGAAGUGGGUCUGUGGCUCCCAGAUUCCAGUUCUUAUGUCCCUGGGUUUGGAAAUCCCAAAGGAGUCAGCUCGUACGCUAUGGUCUGUGGCUGGAACCUGCUGAGGAGCAGGACUGUGGGUUCCAGAAUGCCACAGGAACAAAUCAUAUUCUUCUUCCCCAGAAGAAGCUCAGGGUUGGAGGCAGUUUGUGUGUGGGACUUGGAAGGGAAGGAGUCCAGCCCAUGGACCACAGGCUGCUGCCCUCCUCCAAAGCAUUCCCCAUACAAACCCUCAGAAACAAAGGCAAGACUGUUCAAAAUGAGCGGGGCAUGAGGCGCAGAUGUUGCACAAAGGCAAGCCACAUCUGUUUCACUGGGGAAGGGGCCCCCUACUUGCUGGUUCAGCAGGCAGAUGGGAAAGCUGCUCUGAAAACUUACGGAGCUGAGUGCAACAGGCUGGCCAGGAAACUGGGACGAGGGGAGGGGGAAAAGGGAAACCUGGCAGGAGCCUGCACGGCAGUGGUGGAGUGUGGGAGCAACAGCCUCCCAAAACUGCUGCUUUCCCUUCCUGAUGUCCCUGCUAGGAAUUUCUAGGUUGUGCUGCUCUCAUGUAAGUGUGAGGGUUAGGGGAAUGAGCAGAGGGAGAGAGGGAAGAUGAGGAGGACCUCCCUUGCUAUCCUUGUGAGGAUAGCAGAACAGUUGUGCAUUCAGGCCUGCUCAGGUCCUCACUGUCUCCUGUGAACACGAGAUGCUGUUUCAGGUCCUCAGUGAUCUGGAUGAUUUGGGUGCAGGUUGAUACCACUUUUAGUGGUGAAAAGUAAGGGAGAUGUUUGCACAUGCAAGUGACAGCAGACCUGUGCAUCUCAGGGACACGUCCUGAAAGACUGCCAUCAAUCUCUUGGAAGAUGUGUCUCCAAGAAGUAGAAGAUCCAGCUAAGUGCAAGAGUCUGCAGUAAGAGCCCUGAGUCUUACUUAACUUAAAUAGAAGAAAGAAGGCAUCUGAAAGCUUUUACUUUGCUUACUUUAAGCAGAAGUGUGGCAUCCUGGAGUCUGUUUAUUUUUGUGGUGCUUUGUGUUGACUUCUGGAAUUAAACCAGAGUGGUCCUGAGCUGCACUGUACAUAGCACCAGGAUGAAAAACUCCCUGUCCAUCUCACACAGAGCUGAGUAUUAACUGUCUGCAAGCUGAGAUUUACACAGUGGGAGUGAGGAGAAUUACGAAUCUUUCCUUUUGCUCAGUGAAAAUCACAUGAUUUGGGGGUAAGGACGGUAUCAUCACAGGACAAGAAAGUCCCUGCUGGUACCCUGCAGGGUUUUAGUCCACACUUUAGUCUGCAGGUGCAGGACAAGGUCUGUGUCCUCUCUGGGUCCCCCCAGGCAGCAUCCCUGACCUUGACUGCUUCAGCUGCACCCCAAGGUGUGGUGUCCCCCAGCCAGGUGCUGGCCAUCUGUUUCCUUCAAGGUGUGUCCUCUGACUCCUGCUCCAGGUCUUCCUUCUUCAGAGAUACUGAACAGGAGAUUUGGGAUGCUGGGAGUCUUGCCACUCUUGUAAGAUAUUCCUGGAGAGGGACAGUUUACAAGCCCUGUGUUUCUGCUGUACUUCUUUGACACAUAAUGGGGAGCAGACAGUGCAAUGGGAAUAGCACUGUUAAACAGAGCAGUUUAAAGCUAUGGCUCAAGAUUUUGUUCAUCAAAAUGGUCCUUUGGAUGAUGGAUGUGUGAGAAAGGGCUGUGCUCAGCCUAUGGUUGUGCAGAGAAGAACCUCCACGGCAAGGAGCCUCUCAAAAACCAGAAAUAGUCAGUCUGGGUGGGAGGUUUAGGUCAAGAAACAGGACAUUUCAUCCCUAGGAAGCAAAAAGCUCGAGGGGCUGAUGCAGGGCCUGGAGCCAAGGACACGCCAGGUUAUUACUAGAGAGAGGCUGUAGAGCUUGAAGGUUUCCAGGUUUUUAUAAUUUGCUGCCCCAAGGCCAUAGUGAUAACUGGGAAGAACUGUGAAGGCAACAUUAUUUGAGAAGUUAAAGGCGGUAUGUUGGCACCAUCCCUUUGAAGUCAAUGCUCAGACUGAACAGUGCCAACACUCUUUCAUCCAUUUAUGCUGCUGCCAGAGUGCUGCCCUCUGCUAGUGCAAAUCCUGCUUGUCUCGCACAUAGGCUAUAAAUGAUCCCAGAAGCUUUGCAGACUGUCCAACAUUUAGCAAAGUACAGCAUGUUUUAAGGUUUCAUCCCAGGCAAUUUAACUCAGUCAUUUUCUGGUUUGAUUUUGGACAUGUUGGUAGGGAAGUUUGUGUGCCAGCUCUGAGGACUUUGCUGACUCUGCAGGGAAGGACCCAGCACCAUGUGGUGAUGUGUCACAUUUCCAUCUUCCUAGCUUCAGCUGACCCAAUGUUUGCCGUGACUCCAUUUCAUAGGCUUUAUGGGAGCAGUCCCCUUUCCCACCUUCUCAGUGCCUGGCUUGAGCUUUCCAAGCCACUUGUGUGGAAGUGGGGCUGGAGGAUCACCUUGAGCAGACAGGCAUGGGCUACCUGCCACAUCCCUGUCCUGGAACCAAGUGGGAUGAUCUCCAGGGUGUCUGCAGAGCGCUGAAAUAUAGUAGGGUCACGGUUUUCCCCUCUGGAAGGGCAUUUUUGAGGAAUAAAGCCUUCAUCUCUUGAGGAAAAAAACCCAGACAGAAAGCUGGUGUAGGUCUGCUAGGAAUUGCAGCCACUUUGAUAGAUCAUGAGGCCAGAUGAAGGGUUGUCUUAUUCUUCAUGCCCCGUGGCAAUGUGGGUGCAGGUGAGUUUUGGUGGAGCUGUCCCCAUGUGCUGGGGGAACACAGCAGACCUGCCCUCCUGGGGAGCCACUCUGAGUCAGAGCUACCUUUGGGACUGGCAAUCAUCAUUUAAUAGCUGUCUUUAGUAAAUUCCCACUGCGAGCCAUUAUCUUCCCUGAGCAGGAUAAUACAGGAAGGCACUUCAGCUCUUGAAUGAUGGGUGACAGACGCUGCCAAGCAUUUCCUUCCGCUCAGACUUGCCCAGUCACUCCAGGGAUGGAGCAGUUUUGUCUCCUUCCACGUCCUCAGCACGGUUAUGGGUCUCCAGCCCACAUGUCAUGCCCUUAACAAAACAAGAAAAGCUCCUGCACAAUAUGAAAAAGAAGAGGCUGAUCCAAUCCCAGAUCUGAUUGAGGCACCCGCUCUCCCAUUGCACCAGGAGCUGCUGUGAGCAACAUGUGUGGGUGCAAGGCUCUGGAGACAUUCCCAGAGGUGGGGGGCAGGCAGAGGAGGUUUUCCAAUUGUUUUUCAAGCAGUCUUUGUUGAAACUGGUCACGGCAGGCUGCACCUCCUGCUGCCCGGGCGGUUUUGCGGUUCAUUGGGCGGGCAGCGAGCAGGGAGCUGGGACGGUGAGCACAGCCCUGUGUGUUGCACCCUGCUCAGUGUGCACCCACAUAAAUGCACGGGUCUGCCUUUAACCUGCUCACUGGCACGUUGCCUUUGGCAAAGUCCUCUGAGCUGGGCAGUCUAGGGCAGGCAGGUGGCCAAGAGUGACAUGGCCAUGGCUGAGCCAUCCUGGCUCCUUUGGGCACCUCUUUGGGAUAGUGGGAUUUACUGCUGAAGGAGUCUUGUAGUGCCGGUGCAGGGGCAAGAGGACUCUUUUCAAUGCCAGAGGAAAGCAGGAAUCAAUCCAGUUUUCAACAGCCACGUAUUUCCGUGGCAUCUUUCUAGUCUCAGGGCUGUUUCUUACAUUCUUGGAUAAUGAAGUUUGGGGUUUGUUUUUCUUUUCUUUCAAGCUCGACAAAACCAAUUUGAUGCACUUUGAAAAGAAAUUGAAAACAGGCUUCUCUGCCUCAAAUUCUGCCAAGGUUCAAGUGUCCUGGGAAUACAGUGUCAAGGAUAACCCUCCCCCACCUCAUCCCCAGCUAGACUUAGAAAGUUUUAUCUCCUAGCAUCAAAGUUGCACAGCUCUUUACUGUGCCUUCAGAGUCUGGGCUGUGCUGUAUGUCUCUCUGAUGAGCGAGAAUAUAUAUUAUUUACUUAUUGGCAUCCUGGAACAAGUAGUACCUCUCUUAAGCCUUUUUAUGGGUUUUGCUUGCUGGGAAAAGGACCUAAUUUCUGGCAAAGACAUGCUGUACUGUCAGUAUGUCAGCCUGGCAAAGCAGAGCUGUACGUAUGGUUUGCAUUUUGGGCUGAAUCGAAGCCAUAGCUUAAACUGCAGCAUUUUUUUACAGCAUUGGCUCAGAGAAAGUCUCUUUGGAAAAGUAUUUACCCAGGGCUUGUAAAUACAGUAUUAUUUAUGCAAUGUUUUAUCACCUAGGUUAUUAUUAAAUUUGCAAUAUCAGCCGCCAGAAAUAACACAGAGAUUGUACUUGCACCUUUUUUGUUUCUUUUUGUUGUUGAUGUGGCAGGGAAACCCUGAACGGUGCUGGGGAGGGGAGCCUGAACUGGCCCUUGCCCAAGUUCACAGCCCAGGGUUUCAAAUUCAGGGUGGGAAAGCAAUGUAGCUCUAACUUGUGGUGCCCAAACCUGAGCUCACUGACAAGGAAGAUAAAGUGGUUUUGGACAAUAAUGAUUCCUUAACCACUUGGAUUGUAAACUGACUUGACAUUAAAAACCCAACAAUCGUUGUCAUCCAUUUGGCAUACUCUGUUCUCUUGCUGUGGGUUAAAAAGGAUUUUUCCUGCAGUGUUUUGAAGGUUGUGCAUGUGGCUCCCACAUGCAUUCUUCUCCCAGGAUACUUUUGGCAGACAGGCUUUUCAGAUACCCAGAGAUGGUAUAAGCAACCAGAGGGUUAUUAUCAGCUGGAUAACAAAAACAAUCACCCUGAAAAUCCUCCAUGCUGAAGAAAAGGGUUGAGGGGUUUUUUGGUGAGAGAGGGAUGGGCUGUGUCUCUCCAGAAGGGUGGGAUAGGGGAGGUUCUGGGAAAACAUGCCCGAGAAAGCACAGAUUGGGAAGGGACUUGGCUGGAUGCAGAUGGGAAUACUGAGAUUUACAGUUACCCCUAUCCUUUGGGAUUUAUUCCAUAGGUAUCGCUGCUGUUAAUUCAGCAUACUUUGAGGCCAGAGGAACAGAUUGUGAGGCACUUGCAGUGAUGAUUUGAAAGGAGUGUGGAUAUCAGGAUACCAGGAUCAGCCCUUUGUAUGCCACAGAGUUAUUUUACUACAAUUAAACUAGGAUUUAGACAUUGCACCUUCUCUAAACUCUUGCUCAGGAGGCCAGACAUGUUUUGCAGGUGUUUGAGAAAGAAUGUGUGUCUGCACUCAGUGGAAUUUGCUUGAAAUUCAGGGCAUGAAGGUCUUGAAUAGCCGAGCUUGGAUGUUGCUUGUGUCACUUGCUGUUGCCUGUGGUUCCACAGCAAAUAAAUAUCCCAUCCAAAUGGGAGAGAGCUGGGGAGGCAUCAGAACCAGCCACUUGACAGAAGUCCUGCUGCCUCUCAGGGUGCUUAGGGGUGCUUGUGCUCAUCCCCUCCCCAGAAAGGCACCCAAGACAAUGAUUUGGCCAUGUAGUUUGGUGCCUGAUGUAGCUAAUGCCAAGCCUUGAAUAACCCUGCUAUGAUCUAGGACAGGACAUCCCUCUCUGGACAGGCUCACCCUGGACUAGGUCCUUUCCACUCUGGGAAGAGAUAAAGCAGAGGUCCCCUGGCAGUUCCCAAAGCCCUGUAGCAGACAGCCCCUGGUUCCUGGCAGAGGCUGGUGUAAACCCUGUCUGAAAAAAGGAUUUAGCCCAGCAGAUAUAUUUUGCUGCACUACAUUGUAUUUCUGGGAGAGGAGCAAUUAAGUGAGAGCUAUAAAGCUGAAUCACUCCGAGUGCACCAUCAAUAGCUCUUAUAAACUGCAUUAAAUCUGCUCAGCCCUUGAAAGGGAGGCAUGAAAGGAGCACCCCUAUGGCUGAGACCAGUGAGUCAGUGGCUCCUCUUACCCACCUCAGCUGAUAUAGUGUCUUUGCAAGGGAUGUGGCUCCACACCAGGGGGCUGUCUGAAGCAGUCUCCCCAAGAUGAGGACAUGAAACCUGAAGAAUUUUAGAAUAGUGCUGUGUUAGCUCAUAAGCUCAUGCACUGGGGUCGCCUGGGGCAGCUGCUUGUGGGGCAGGAGUUGUGCUGGUGGUGGGUUCCUGUGGUCAGUGGGAGACUGUGGUCCUAAAAGCCCAUGGCUGGAAAUGCUUUUGCCUGCCCAGCUGCUUUCUGGAAGUAAUUCUGGCUGCUGGCUCUCACCUCCCCAGCUUUUUAGCUCUUUUUUUCAAACUUUUCCUCUUAUAAACAGUCUCUUAUCCCUUCUUUGGCAAUAUAUUGUCCUGCUGUGUCUGCCAUGGAUAUGCUUGUGCUUCCAAAAUAAAUAAUUGUAAAAAAAUGUAUCCACUUGACCAUUGCCUUGACUUCCAAUGUGGGUUUGAGCUGCUUGGAAAUGCCUGUUGAAAGCAGAGAAAUGGCACCAAUAUGCUUUUUCUGGCUCCAGCCUCCUGAAGUGUGUGAGGCUGCCCAAGUACCUGAGUGAACAAGGCAUGGGUGCAGCAUGGUCCGAGGACUGGAUUGGCUUGGAGAAUGUCACAGUGCUGCUCCACCACUGCCCUCUACUUCAGCCUAAAUGGGAAUGUUCUGUGCUUAGGGCAGCCCCAGCUGUUUAAAGGCAGUUCCUGAGUGCUGGGAAUCAGAAUACUUUAGGUUUCACAUAUAGCAUAGAUUGUAUCAUGGACUCAUAGAAGGGUUUGGGUUGGAGGGAACCUUAAAGAUAUCCAAUUUGAACCUACCUGUCAUGGCAAGGACACUUUCCACUAGACCAGGUUGCUCUGAGUUUCAUCCAAUCUGGCCUUGAACACUGCAGGGAUGGGGCCUCCACAGCUUAUCUGAGCAACUUGUUCUAAUGCCUCAACACUCUCACAGUUAAGAAUUUUUUCCUAAUAUUUAAUCUAAACCACUGUUUCAGUUUAAAGUCCUUUUUCCUUGUCUUGUCACUUCAUAUCCUUGUGAAAAAUCCCUCUCCGGCUCUCUUGUAAGCCCCUUUAGGCACAGGAAGGUGCUGUAAGUUCUCCCCAGAGCCUUCUCUUCUCCAGUCUGAACAACACCAGUUCUCCCAGUCUGUCUUCACAGGAGAGGUGUUCCAGCCCUUCAAGAGUUUGCAUCCUUUUUUUAAAAAACAGCCUGUCACAGGUUCUGACUGAGACUUGGAGCUGCCUUCUUUUGCUGGAUACAGCAAUGGGCAGAGCUCCAGAGGCCUUGUCUCAGCAUUGAGAAUUGAGAUAUUCAAGUUAUGGGUUCAGUGUGCAACCAGAAUAGAACCGGUGAGGGUGCCCAGGGGAAGGUCUGAAAUACAAAACCUCUUAGGAACUGGAAAGUGUUCACAGCUAGACAGGAAUUUACUAAUUUACUCUGGUUUUGGUAUUUUUUCUUUUUCUUUUUUUUUUUUUUUUUUUUCAUUUCUUGAGUCUUUAAAGUAAAAUAUUUGACCAUGAAAAAUUCACUGCCCAUAAGGUCAGUCUGUACCUCAGCGCUGCAGAUGUGGCAACCUCUGUGUGGGGAACGAGGCCUUGCUCUGAUUUGCUUCUGAAGGGACUGCAGCUAAUUUCUGGCACAAAUCAUGGCACCAGCCAUAACCCUCCUCCUACAGUGCUGUGGAGGCAGACAGCCCUUGGGGAAUACCUCUUGCAGGGCUCACACAAGCAGAGGGGCUGCUUCUCUGAACCAAACCCUACCGAGGGCUCUGCCUGCAGCAGCGCUCCAGCACCAUCUCACCCUUCUGUCCCCGCAGGUGCAGCGCCCAUGGCGACGGACGGGGAUGAAGGCCCCAGCCCCAGCAGCCGUGGGGGUGCUGCUGGCCCUGGCCCUGCUGGCUCUCACCCACCUGCCCCCGCCGCAGGAACACUCCCUGCUGCCGCUGCCGGCCUCGUCCCUGCCAGGGCCCCCGAGGGAAGCGGCUGCCCCGCUGUCUGGAGGACAAGCCUACGGGAAAAGGCUCCCCAUGGCCCGCACUCGCCUGCGGCAGGAGCAGGCCCCGGGCCGGGGCAGGCGGCGGGGGGUGAGGAGGGACACUCCCCCGUGGCUCUCUGCUGACGACCUCCAGAAGAUGUGGCUGCUGUCCACUGGGCAGGUGGUCUCCAAAACCCGUGUGCCUGCCCACGGGCAAAUCAUGCGAGUGGGGCUGCGAGCCGUAGGGGAUGCCAAGGGGGAUGCCAAGGGGGACGUCUCGCCAGCCAGCCCAGAAGGAGACUGCCAGGAUGGGCGCUGUGGGCUCAUCAAGCGCCCCGGGGACCUGUACGAGGUGCUGGCCUUCCACCUGGACAGGGUGCUGGGGCUGAACCGCAGCCUGCCCGCCGUGGCCCGGCGCUUCAGCAGCCGCCUCCUGCCCUACAGCUACACCGACGGCACCCUGCGCCCCAUCAUCUGGUGGGCCCCUGACCUCCAGCACCUGGAGGAUGCAAACAACGACCAGAACUCGUGUGCCCUGGGAUGGCUGCAGUACCAGGAGAUGCUGCAGCCCCACAGACCAAUGCUGGUGGCCAGGGACGCUCCCUGCUCCAGCAUCCCACCCAGCGAGUGGAGCCGCCUGGCUCUCUUUGACUUUCUGCUCCAGGUUCAUGACCGCCUGGACCGCUACUGCUGUGGGUUUCAGCCUGAUCCCUCUGAGCCCUGUGUGGAGGAGAUGCUCCACGAGAAGUGCCGGAAUCCAGCAGAGCUGGUCCUGGUCCACAUCCUGGUCCGGAGGAGUGCACCGUCCCGCCUGGUGUUCAUCGACAAUGCGGGCAGGCCACAGCACCCUGAGGAGAAGCUUAACUUCAGGCUCCUGCAAGGCAUAGACAGCUUCCCAGCGGCGGCGGUGGCCACGCUGCGGUCGGGCAGGUUGCAGAGCCUGCUGCUGGAGUCCCUGCACCUGGACCAGGAGCUCUGGGAGAGCCAGGGUGGCGCCGAGGGGCUGAGACCCCUGCUCCGGACCAUUGACAGGCGGGCACAAAUCCUGCUCCGCCACAUCCAAGAGCACAACCUGACGGUGUUUGAGGACUCACUGCGCUGAACCGACCUCCGGCUGGCUCACAACGCCUGCCUUGCACAUCCCAGCAGCCAUGGAUGUACCUCAUGCCCUCGGCAUGGACGUUAGGAAGCUCUGUCCUGGUGCUUGGCUCUCCACAAGGUGUUUCCCCUCAUCUUGUAGGAUGAUCUGGAGAAGCAGAUGGAAUCACAGGGAGUAGGAAAGAUGGGGAGGAGAUGUCUCCACAACUGCCUGAGAAAGGCAGCAGUCAUCAAGUUACGGUCUCAGCAUGGAUUUUCAAAGGAAGGGCACAUCCAUGAGGUUUGUUGGGUGCCUUUACUCACACACGUAACAACUGUGAAAACCGGAGGCUUGGACAAUUGGACAGCUGUCAGGGACCCUGGAAAGACUUAAAGAAGCAGUGGAAGAAGUCACUGGCACCCCUUCAAUGUCUUGUACUGGGCUUUUUGAUGUUGCCUUCGCUAUUUACAAAACAUCCCAGACAGAGGGGCAAGGGGAAAGCAGAGGGGAGCUUUCUAAGUGGAUUAAACAAAGACACUGGAGCUGAGCUCUGCCUUUCCCCCUGCAGAAGAGGUGAUGUGUGCCUCGCAGUGAGUGUGAGCCACUGCCUGAAGCUGAGACUAGGCAGGACCUUGGGACUCAGCAGCACUGGGCAGCAGCUGCCCUCAUGGAGCCCAUGGUACCAUCCCCAGUUAGAGCCAGUGCUGUGUGCCACAUGCCAUGAUCCAUGCACAUGCCUCAGUGGGCCUGGGCUGCUGCCAAUGCUAUCAGUGUCGGAUUGGAAGACUCUGAUCUCUCGUUCACUCUUUCCCUUCACUGUCAGGGGAUUAAAGGCAAAACUACCCCAUUUCUGAAAAGCACUCCUGGCUGCUCUCUUUGGGAAUGACUGCAUGUAACUCUUCCCCAGGCUUGCAGAAAUACAUUUUAACAAAAAUGCCAGGCUAUUUUAGCAGAAGGCAGUCGAGCGCAAAAUGCUUUCUGAGCACGCUGGCGCCUCCGGCAGAGCCCAUCCUGUUCCUGUCACCCCUCAGGCUCUUGCCCAGCAGCCCACUCUGAUGAAGCACAGCAGCAUCCCAGCUAGGCAAGUCCUCAAGUGUCAGGGAUGAGACAUAAUUCAAAACCAAAAUGAACAGGAGGAAAAAAGAUGCAGGGAUGGGCUUCAUCAUUCCCUGCAGUGUGUUUCCCAGCUGAGGCAUGUGGUCAGUGUUUGCCUGGAGCAGUCAGUUCUUGGCCUGUGAGUUUAUGGUUCACACCAGAAGGCUUUUUAAAGGCCUCCAUUUCUCCAGUGUUACAGGCAGAGCAUCCAUGCUUCAGGCACUCCAAUUCACUUGUGCCUUUGGAAAGUCUCAGUGAGGUUGGCAUGGGUAGCCAGCUGCACCAUGGUGCAGCUGUCCCAUUGCAAUAGCUUUGGAGAACACAGCUCCAAAAUGCAGUGGGAGGGGAAAAGCUGGCUAUGGAUACCUUCCCUGCUCCAUCCUUCUCAGCACUAUGGCAGUUUGAGAGCCUGCAAGGGAAUGCUUUAACACCCAUGUAGAUAAGCACAGGCAAUUACCUUUUUUCCCCUUUUCCCUCUUGCUGAAGAGAGGAUGAAGUGAGACGUGGGUGACAUGAAUCAACAAGCAAGCACAAGUGCUGUCAGGAAGCAUCAGCACUCAGCAUCACAGGCACAGCAGCAUCCAAAGUGCCAUCAUCUUGUUCCUGGAGUCCUGCCCUCCAAUUAGCCAGGGAGAGCCUUUCCCCCAGCACUCUCUCCACCCCGUGAAUUAUCACCCCAUUUGCUGUGCCAUGAGAUGGAUGACGGUCAUGGAAACCCUGCUAAAGCUUGAAUUGUGGGAAUUUAUUAUUGGGAGGUGAGCUUAGCUUGUAAGCUUGAAAGAGAACAAAAUAACUCAUCCUGGGUCCUAUGAAAAGCCGUACCCAGGCAUGGCUAUGUAAGAGUAAAGGAUACUAAAUGUAGCAGAAAUCCAAAAAAUACUCCGGGAAAAACUGUGAUGUAACAAGUGCAUAGGCUAUGAUGUACAGCAUCAGUCAGAGUCUUGCUUUUUCUCAUUAAAGUGAGAAAUUUCAUUAAAGAUGAGGUUUUCUUCCCAUGUUCUCAGCGAGAAUCAAGAGACAGGUGGGGGCUCUGCACAUUGGCCAAAGCUGUGGACAUUGCUGAGCUGGACCAGCAGCUUUUACCUUGCCUCUGGUUGCAUCUGCUUGACCUUAACAUUGCACAAGGUAGUGGGGCUUUUUUGCAUUUCUUUAGUUGUAACAUGAGU